This is a messenger RNA of Topomyia yanbarensis, 4375 nucleotides long. Its product is annotated as NPC intracellular cholesterol transporter 1-like. NCBI's taxonomy places the organism in Eukaryota, Metazoa, Arthropoda, Insecta, Diptera, Culicidae. Bases 1064 to 4132 code for a protein of 1022 amino acids. Gene Ontology annotation, cellular component: membrane. The record is from RefSeq and is a predicted model, not a curated record. The transcript has 7 exons.
CAGUAUGGCAGCAACAGUCGCUGAGUAGCACUCGGCGGAAUCGGACGCAAUUUCUGUUGUCACUUGUUAGUAACUUCUUUUGCGACUGCGCGUGAUCUCUCUGGUGUAGGAUUACAAGUAAAUGUUUACUCGCAGGAUUUUAAUUCAAAACGAUUGAACAAAAUGUGAAUGAGUUUUUGUUUCGGUCUGACGGACAAUCAGCUGCUGGUGGUGGUGUUUUUGUUGUUUUUUUUUAUGCUCAGUGCAGCGAGUGAAUCAUCUGAUCGAUCGAUGUACCGUUUUGUCGAACAGAAAACGGAGACGGUUAUUGCUAUUUUGUGAGAAAAGUCAAUGCUCGACUAGAACGGAGCAGUUUUUUUCGCGAGCAUCUUUCUACGCGUUAUGUAACGAAACAAAUAUAUGUACGCAUUUAAUACUAGGUUAGUGCAAUGCAAUAAAGCGACACUGGCGUGUACACCAGACAGUGUAAUUGCGAUUGUAGUGCAGUGUGAAGCGGUUCGAAUGCAAUUCAGAACGCAGUGAACAAAGGAAAGAUCGGAGAAAAAGUCAUGGUUUUGUUUUUCAGCCUUCACCUCGCAAAUGCGACAACUGGAUCUUGGUGAACCCCUGAGCAUAUUUUAAUACUCCAAUCCGUCACGCGUAAAAUAAUUUUCCACAGUAGCACAAGUGUGCAAACAAACGGAACCGAAUAAAUUACCUAAAGUGGUGUACAAAUCUCAUCGAAAUAAUAGCACUCAGGCUGACUCAUCAAAACAUAUGCUAGCCAUCGUCACGUGCUAACACAUGCCAAAAGUGAAACAGUUUACCGCCCGACAAUACCAGUGAUUAUUCCCGCAAGUAACCCCGACUUACCGGCCAGUGAAUCUGUGAAUUGCGAUACACGGACUAUGUACAGCUAGGCAACUCUGACACGCGUUCGCCGUCAGUCUUCAUGAGUGUAGCUCCCAAAAGUGGUUGUUCAUCGCUGCGAAGCUUCAGUGCUGAUACGGCUAUCUCCUAGACAGUGAAAACUAUAGCUAAUCAUUAUUUAGUACCCGCGUAUAGCAUAGAAUCCCACAGCAGGAUGCCACCCACCGAACCGACCGUUCCGCUGACGGAAAACGCUCGCGGUAGAAAACCAACCGUUGUGUUUUCGAACGGUAAAGGAAAAACCCGGAAUGAUCUCGACACGCCCGACAGCUAUCGUAGACCGCAGGAUGAGGAACACGAUAGUGGUAUGCCACGCACCGGUGACGUUGACCAGCAGAAACUUGGCUGCCUUGCUCGAUUGUCCUACAAUGUGUCCACGGCCAUCGGGCAAUCUUUCUACAGGUUGGGGCGGCAUAUUGCGCAAAAUCCUUGGAGAACUAUAUUAGUUAGCUGGAUUAUCGUAGCCUGCUGUAGUCUCGGGUUUCUGCGUUUUCACAAGGAGAAAAGCCCGAUGAAACUAUGGAUUCCACAAAACUCAAAAUUCCUGCAUGACACCAACUGGUUGAUCGAACAUUUCAAGGAGGGUAAUCGCAUCGAAACGGCUAUGCUGACAGCGCCGGAUGUACUGACGCCUGAAGUUCUGCAACAGCUAGCUGCCAUUACUGAGGAUAUCGUGGCCCAGAAAGCCCUCGAUAGCACGGGUAAAACUUAUACCUGGAAGGAUGUUUGCUUCAAAGUUCCGCUGAUAGCUGAAUACACGGCUAAUAGCCGUCGCAAACGGGAUGACUCGUCCGUUAAUUCCACCACAACCAGCCCGAAACACUCGAAGAAACCGAAACCUUUUUUCAAUCCCAGCGUCAAUUUGCCCUCCUUCAUGUAUUGCCCGAUGAUCGAGAGACUACCGAUCGGCUGCAUGGAAUUCAGCAUUCUCGAGCUGUGGAAGUAUGACCGACAGGUGAUUGCUCAACUGACAAAGGAGCAAAUCGUGGAUAAACUCAACAAAACAAAAAUAAGUCCUGUCACCGGUCACACCGUUGACUACUCCGAACUGCUAGGAGGCGUUGAGCGUGAUUGGAGUGGUCGGAUAGUAUCCGCCACUUCACUGAUGUCGAACUGGAUGUUGCACGUUAACUACUCCGAGGUGGAUCACGAUGUUAGCGGAAAUAUUGCAGGUACGGAAGAUUGGGUAACCGAAGCAGCGCUUGCCUGGGAGGCGGCCUUUUUGGAAAAAAUGCACAAAAUCAAGGAAAAUUAUACCCAGGGAGAUACUAACCUGUAUUACGCGGCUGGCCGCAGUUAUGGAGAUAUAAGCGCUGAUUCUAUGUUUAAAGAUAUCGAUAAACUAGUGAUUGGAGGUGUCUUGAUGUUUAUCUACAUGCAGUUGGUACUUUCGAAGUUCAGUUGUACAGAGUUUAGGGUAAUACUAGGAUCGAUUGGCCUUCUCAGCAUCGGUAUGGGUUUCGUAGCUGGCUGCGGAAUCAUCGCUACUCUGGGAGUAUCCUACGGACCAGUCCACACGUCUCUACCAUUCCUGUUGAUGGGACUUGGCGUGGACGAUAUGUUUGUUAUGAUGGCCGGCUACAGAAAGAUUCGCGAGACUCACUCGCAUCUGCCACUACCGGAACAAAUGGGUCUUAUGUUGAAGCACGCCGGAGCGUCCAUCACGGUUACUUCCCUCACCGAUCUAGUAGCGUUCGCGGUAGGCUCGAUAACCGUGUUGCCAUCGUUGCAGUCCUUCUGUAUCUACGCCGCUGCCGGAGUACUAAUGAUGUAUUUCUUCGCAAUUACGUUUUAUGUUGCCAUUUUUACAUUGGACGAACAACGUAUCGCGGCCAGAAGGAAUUCGUUCGCUCCGUGGAUAGUUCAUAGUGAAAAGUCCACCAAGCUAUGGUGUCAGAAACAUCUUAUGCAUCGCUUCAUCAACGCCGUCUAUUCAAAAUGCAUUUUGACGAAACCCGGCAAAGUUCUUAUCAUCGCCGCCGUUAUAGUCAUGACAGGGUUGAACGUUCAAAGUUUACUUAAGUUACGCCAGAAGUUUGAUCCAAACUGGUUCAUUCCGGAGGACACAUAUUUCAACGAGUUCAUCGUGAAAACCAAAGAGAAUUAUCCAAACGUGGGCUACGAAGCGAUGCUUCUCUUCGGAGACUACAAUUAUACAGCUCAUUUGAAAGACUUACUCCAGCUUACCAACGAAUUGGAAAAUCGAACCGACAUCCUGCACAGCAUCAGCUCCUGGGUUGUCCCUUUCCAGGACUUUGUUCACACAUAUUAUGAUGAAGAUAUUGGCGAAGUGGUGCUUAGCGAUAAACAUUUUCGAGACUAUCUAUCGAAAUUUCUCUUCAGUCACGACGGUGGUCGCUAUCAAGUGAACUUUAAGUUCGACUCGAAGCUAACCUGUGGAAAACCUGCACCGAACAUCACCGUAAGCAUAAUCCAGUUCAAGUUUCGUCCAUUCAAGGAGCGUGAAGAGUAUCUCCCUGCUAAACACGCUGUGGAAGAAAUGCUAGCCGGUAAUCACAUCGCAACCGGUGACCAGUUCAAGACGCUCUGGGCAAAAAUAUUCGGUAACUGGGUAACCGACGAAAUCAUCGACACGGAAAUCUAUCGGAACAUUGCCAUCGCCAUGGUUGGCGUGAUGAUUUGUUCGGUCGUACUGAUCGUCAAUCCGCAGAUCUGCUUUUGGAUCUUUGUCUGCGUAUUGUUGACUCUUGUAAAUGUCGGUGGAUUUAUGCAAAGAUGGGGUCUAACACUGGAUCUUGUAUCCUGCAUCGCUUUACAGCUCGCGGUAGGUUUGUGCGUAGACUAUUCAGCUCACAUUGGGCACACAUUCCUAACAAUUAACCACGGGAACCGCAAUCAACGGGCUUUGGAAACUGUCCUGCAUAUCGGUGCCGCUGUCUUGAAUGGAGGAGGCUCUACAAUUCUUGCCCUGAGUGUUCUGUCCGGCUCACAAGCCUAUACCUAUCGAACAUUUUUCAAGAUAUUUCUUCUCGUAAUCCUGAUUGGUCUUUUCAACGGCUUGGUGCUACUACCAGUGAUUCUCAGUCAAGUUGGUCCUGCCCCGUACAGUGGCUUCCUAGACAAUCCCAGUAAACUUUAUAGUGAUUAUGAAAAAGAGAUGCUGCCAUUUACUGACGAUCAAAAGCAACUGAGUCGAACCAAUGGCAAAUUUGCUCACAGCGAAGAGGAAAGACAACCCAUGAAGGAACCGCAUGUGCCUUGAAUCUUCCUUGGAAUGUCCGUUAUAGCGUUCCAUGACUUACUACUGUUGACACGCACCAGACGCAUGAUACGUGCAAAGUAGCGUACAAUUAGCAAUACACGCACUAACAAUUUUUAAGCUGUAUUUAUGGACAACACGUUUUCGGCUACGUGAAGCCAUUGUGAUUCUAAUCAAAAUAGUAUUAGGUAUUUUUGGAGAAGUCAUUAUGUGUAAUAGGUUAUCCAGGAUAAAAACAAAAAAGUA